Gaeumannomyces tritici R3-111a-1 is the source of this 1922-nucleotide messenger RNA. RefSeq lists its product as hypothetical. Bases 503 to 1654 code for a protein of 383 amino acids. Gene Ontology annotation, biological process: fungal-type cell wall organization. Gene Ontology annotation, cellular component: cell cortex of cell tip; plasma membrane. The transcript has 2 exons. The record is from RefSeq and is a predicted model, not a curated record. Lineage: Eukaryota; Fungi; Ascomycota; Sordariomycetes; Magnaporthales; Magnaporthaceae.
CCCUGGCAGACUCUACUACAAACGCAUGCAGCCAAGUCCGGGCAGAGGGAGCACGAGGGGGCAGCAGCGUGGGGAAGGCGUGCUGCCGUUAGGUUUAGCGCCAGGCACUGGCUGUUGCUAUUUCGGCACCGACGUCAGCGACCAUUCCGCGUGCCAAAUGUGGGCUGGAUGCAACCCUCCCGUCGGCAGCCAGAGAUCCCAGAAUAAAUUGCCCAUUCCGUGCCGCACCCUCGCAGACGGGUUGGCUGCUGACAAUAUCUCGCCAAAUCACUGCCUCAAGUUUCCGUUUCCGGCAUCUCACCCCACCCAUUGAUGGGCAGCCCUGGUUUCAAGUUGCCCUCCUUUAUGUCCACGCCGCAGACUGCGUCCCGUUGGAGCUGGUAUAAGCCUUUGGCAGCCGCCGCCCUCCUUCUCCCGAGAAGAGCGUGAUAUCACUCCAAGUUUCUUUAGAAUUUCUGGAAAACAACCACCGCACAUCCAGCAACAGCAACACUCGGCAGCCAUGGCACCACGAAGCAAGAACAUUUUGACUUUCCUUCCAGUCUUUCUCUCAGCAGCCUCCUUUCUGCUAGUACUAUUAGUGCUGGUGUCGGGAGUCAACAAUGGACUUGCAGAUCUCUUCUUCCUCAAGACCAACGUCGCCAACUUAAAACUCCCCUCGGCCCUCUCCGGAUCGGAAGAGCUGCGAGGCCUGAGCGAGGCCAGCGGCAUCGACUGGGUGGGCGAGGACCUCACGGCCUCCUCCCUCGGCCUCGCCGACGAGUACACCAUCUCGCUUCUCACAUCGUGCGCCCGCACCGCGUCCGGGCCCUCGUGCUCCGCCCCCCGCGUCGGCUUCUGGUUCAACCCGGGCAUUCAGCUGCGGCUCGACGCGUCAGGGCUGGGCGCGACCUACCCGCCCGAGUACCGCGACGCCCUGGCCUCGUACAACAAGGCGGCCUACUUCAUCGCCUUCUCCUUUGUCUUUUGCACUCUGCUGCUGGGCCUGUCGGCCAUCCUGGGCGCCCUGGGCGCCACCAUUCUGGCCUCGGCCAGUGCCAUCUCGACCGCUGUGACAGGCAUGGUCGUGCUCGCCGCCCUGUUCCUGCUGGCCGGCAACGCCGCGGCCGUGCACGUCUUCCGCCGCGUGGCCGACACCUUCAACGCCGCCUUUGCCGAUCAGGGCCUGUCGGCCUCGGUCGGCCUCGCCGCCAUCCUCCUCGGCUGGCUCGCCUUCGUCCUCACCUUGACCGCCGCCAUCGUUCUGGUGCUGCGCCAGCGCGGCGACUCGGUCACGCGCGGCCGCCGCAUGUCGGACAAGACCAUGUUUGGCGACUUCAACAGCAGCGCCGGCGACCCCAUGAACGCCGGGAUGCUGGCCAAGGGCGGCGGCGCAACCCGCGAGCCCAAGGGCCUCCUGGGCCGCAUCCCGCUGCUCGGCCGCCACAAGUACGCGCAGAUCGGCGGCAAGCCCGCCUUGGGGCUCUCGACCAUGCCGCCGCCGCAGCAGCAGCAGCGCGGCACCGACGACGACUGGUCCACCGAGUACGAGAAUCCGCGCAUGGGGUCGCCGGUGCGCGGCGUUGCCGAGUACCAGAUCCCGGGAGGAAAGCCUCAGGCGAAGCCCCAGCGGGCGCCCAUGGCGUAUGAGCCGUACAGCAACGCUUUGCAGUAGAUGAUUUUUUGUAGUUUGGGAGCGGCCGUUCUGGCACGUUCCGUUGUGGGUACACUUCCGGAAUUGCCUGCAUGGCGUCUGUACUUUUCUUUCUCCAUGUAUCACAUAUGUUCGUUACCAUUCUGUCUAUCAUUUACAAAGGAGUUUCUGGAGUUUGCGGGCAAGAGAUGGCUAAAGUCGAGAACUAUGGAAAUAAGACGCAUCUAACGGGGUUACCUGCAUGGAUAUAGCACGGCAUUACCUGCAUUUAAUGGAACUUUCUCCAGAG